AUGGAUUACAGGCGCAUCGUCACGCAGGUGUACGAGCUAGCGGAGUCGAGCACCGAUCCUCUGGGCCCGUUAGUAAGAGAGGCCCUACAGGUGAUUGAUGAGGGCAUAGAACGGCAUGGACAGGGAAACAUCGCGAUCAGCUUUAACGGUGGCAAAGACUGCACUGUUCUACUGCACCUCUAUGCAGGUGCACUGAUCCGAAGAUUACCGUCCUCAGAGGCCCCAAAACCCAUACCGUCAAUAUACAUUUCCGUCCCAUCGCCGUUUCCAGUUCUAGAGGACUUCAUAGUGGAAGCCGCCAAAGCGUACAACCUCGACCUCUUCCACUGUCACCCCACAUUGACGGAUUCUGAGCCAACGGACUACGUCAGUGCCGCUGUACCUCCGCCGAAGGCGGUGGGGAAGGCGCGCGGCGGUGAGGGGAUGAAGAGGGCACUCGAGAUAUACAAGCAAAAGUUCCCCCAUAUCACUGGUAUUUUGAUAGGGACGCGGCGGUCAGACCCGCACGGAGCUAGGCUCUCGCAUCGGAAUAUGACGGACCCAGGCUGGCCACAAUUCGAACGCAUCAAUCCGAUAAUAAAUUGGGGCUACUCUGAUGUGUGGGAUUUCUUGCGUAGAUUAGAGGUUCCAUAUUGCCAGUUGUAUGAUCAAGGAUACACUUCGCUGGGUUCGACAUACAAUACUUUCCCCAAUCCUGCCCUUUUGAUGCAGCCGACAUGUUCUACUUCCCCAGAAUCGAGACCGGACGCACUACCGAACGGUACCUCUGACGGGGGUGAAGCAACGGAUUUGCUUCCUCCCACAUUAGUCGACGCUGAUGGCUUAGAGGGCUCGAAUUUAAAACCAGCAGGCCUUCCAGACAGAGAUGCGAUAACUCCAAGAUAUAGACCUGCGUUCGAAUUAGUCGACGAACAUCUUGAAAGGGCAGGUCGAGGCAUUGUGGACCCAAAUAUUCAGAUUGUAUCUACGAAGAGCGCAGCAUAG
Molecule: messenger RNA, 984 nt
Organism: Pleurotus ostreatus (oyster mushroom)
Lineage: Eukaryota; Fungi; Basidiomycota; Agaricomycetes; Agaricales; Pleurotaceae
Gene: FAD1
Product: 3'-phosphoadenosine 5'-phosphosulfate sulfotransferase
Exons: 6
Coding region: 1-984 (327 amino acids)
Biological process (GO): FAD biosynthetic process
Molecular function (GO): FMN adenylyltransferase activity
Source: RefSeq, a predicted model, not a curated record